Messenger RNA from Guyanagaster necrorhizus, 334 nucleotides. RefSeq lists its product as uncharacterized. The record is from RefSeq and is a predicted model, not a curated record. Lineage: Eukaryota; Fungi; Basidiomycota; Agaricomycetes; Agaricales; Physalacriaceae. The transcript has a single exon. The annotation marks the transcript as partial.
CAAUAUUCCUGGCAUUUCUUGAUUUUAUACCAUGGCGCGGUGAGCUCGCUACAGACGUCUCUCCCUCCUUGGCCCGAUUCGCGCAGUUUGUUCACCUCUUUGCCUUCUUCCCCACGUUCCUUGCCUACCAUCACCAUAUCUCACGAAUGGUCCCGUAGAGAACCGUUCCUGCCCGCCCGCGCGUCAAUUUGCGAACGAUAUUUUGAGUGGGGUGGAUGUUGCGGUUCGUGAAGCGUUUUAGGACGAUAUUCCCCGCGGUACGGUCCAUUUGAAAAAUCCGGUCUCGAUGCUGAGCGUUUGCAAAACCGUGUUCCUCGUGUGAGUUGUGUUGUCA